Molecule: messenger RNA, 480 nt
Organism: Haemonchus placei
Lineage: Eukaryota; Metazoa; Nematoda; Chromadorea; Rhabditida; Trichostrongylidae
Source: the annotation of a GenBank genome assembly
ACCGCCUUUUCGGUGUCAGCAGCGAAGGCUUUCUUCGAAGCUGCUAAGAAACCGGAAGUGCGCCAGGCAGCUGUGGCGGCGGCUAAAAACCCAUUUGUAAGAAGCGUUGCCAAAACAGCGGUCACAGAUAAAGAAACAAGGACUCAGCUGAUCGCGGCAUUGGAAAAACAAUAUGGUGCCAAAAGCCCUGAUGCUAAACCGAGUCCGUCAGCUAAGCCGAAACAUGAUGAUGUGACUCCACCUCCACCACCAGCUCAUCGUGGCCCUUCUGGUUAUUCCGCGACGUCAUCCAGCCAUUCAUUGACGAGUUACGCCAGUGCAUCAACGGCAUCAACGAGUAUUUCGGAUUAUUCGAAACCGUUACCUUCAACGUUACCGUCAACAAGUACCUACCAUGGUUCUGCUUCUUCGAAUGAUCUUGGCCGCUCGCCUGUGGUGAUCGAGCUACAAGAACUGCAGCUGAACAAGCAAGGUGAGUGA